AUGCGCAAAUACGCGGCGUGGAGGGUGAUCGAGUCGUUGUGCGACCAGGCCAUGCUGUACCAUAAGCAGAGAUCUCACAAGGGAGCAUGGUAUUCCCAGAGACUGGAUCUGGUUCAGACUGCGACGACCGCGCAGAGGAAGUCCUCGAUGGCUCUCGAAAAUGCGACGGUCGAUGACAUCUUGGGCGAUGUUCAAAUGUUUGGCCAAGAUGCCUCCCAGCAUGGAGCCCCGGCUAUUUUGCAGCACAAGAGACUCUUGGAACCAUGGGAUAUCCUGACUGGGGCCAGCAACCCCAUCCUCACGGGCAAAGUCAACCACAUCCGCAUCAAUCACCUGAAGAUAGCGAAGACAUGUGAGCUCGCGUUCCGAAUGAAGUGGUAG
Messenger RNA from Colletotrichum spaethianum, 381 nucleotides. RefSeq lists its product as uncharacterized. The transcript has 2 exons. NCBI's taxonomy places the organism in Eukaryota, Fungi, Ascomycota, Sordariomycetes, Glomerellales, Glomerellaceae. Bases 1 to 381 code for a protein of 126 amino acids. The record is from RefSeq and is a predicted model, not a curated record.